CUCAACUCUCUUACCAUUUAAAAUCCCAGAACUAGGGUUUUCAGCCCUCUAACAUGAUAUCUGCUCUGACUACAAAAUCAAAUAAAAACCUUUUCGAAGUUCAAGAUUCGGCCAUUCAAGAAUCAGAAAACAUUUGAAAUCUGAGAAACAAGAUUCGGCCAGGAAAAAUGGCUUCAUCUAGCUGGGAAAUCUUUCUUGCAAGCUCUCCAGAGGGCCCCAUCACGGCCUAUGAUGCAAAUACAGGCAAUGCUUUGGCCUACUUCUCCAACGGCAGCCGAUCAUCCCCACGCAAGGGUCUCACCCUCGCUGGAAAGACAUUGAUUGCCACCUCCCACAUCCCUUCCACCACCACAUCCUCUUCUAUGAUUUGCCUCUACAACUGGUGGUCCUCUGCGCCUUUCCGUCACCUACCCGUCCCCGAACCAGUCGCACCGCUUGCCGCCACACCUGAUGGCUUAUACCUCUUCUGUGGUGGCCUCUCUGGCCAAAUUCACACCCUCUCUCUUCCCUCAGGUGAUCUCCUCCGUUCAUCUACCAUACACCGUCGACCCAUCACAUGCCUCAAAAUCAAUAGUGAGGUUGAUGGAUCUCUCCUUAUCUCUGGUGGGGAUGAUGGUGCGAUUGCGGUACUCUCAAUCAUGCAGCUCUUAGAUUCGACAGCCACCACCCCGUCGGAAGAUAAUUCUAGCAUCUCUCAGCUGGCGUUGCACCACUUUCCUGCGCAUUCUUCAUCGGUAACAGCUAUCGAGUCGAGCGUAGUUGGAUGCAAUACAACAAUAGUUUCUUGCUCGUUAGAUUGCACUUGCAAGUUUUGGAGCCUGGCGAGCGGCGCUCACAUGCGUACCGUGCGGUUCCCAUGCGUGAUUUGGUGUGUGGCGAUGGACCCCACAAUGUCGGAGUUUUACGCCGGUGGGGCCGAUGGGAGGGUGUAUGUUGGAAAAUUGAAGGUGGUGAGUAGGAGGAGACAAUUGAGUACAGAUAGAGAUGCAGACGUAGAGGUGGCGACGUGGGCCCAAGAGCACAAUGGGGCUGUGACAGCAUUGGCAAUGGCAAACCAAGAUCAAUGUCUCGUGUCGGCUUCGGAAGACGGGAGCAUUAAGGUGUGGGAGGUGGAGAGUGGUAAGGUGAUUAGGGUUGUUGGGCAAGAGAGAAGCAAUGGCAUCAGUGAUCUUGUGGUGGCGAAAGGAAUUGCAAGUAGCAAUAGUGGCUUCAAUAUCCGCCGCAAUGAUGGGGCUGUGGUGCGAGCUGGUGAUGAUUUUGGAGGAUUUUCAGGUAGGGAGAUAGCUAAGCAACAGCGUCCAGUGAAGGAGGUGAUGGAGAUGGAAGAGUGUUUGGGUGUAGUGGUGAAGGAUAGGAGGAGGGCUAUUGAGACGCUUGAAGGAGCAAUUGGUACGUAUGAGAGAUUGUUGACCCUCUUCCUCAACGAAGCUAAGUGAGGUUGUAAUUAAAGCUAAGGGAAGAACUAUCUUUUGUUCAUGUACACAAAACAUAGUUAAAAGUAUUAUUUGUUUAAAGAUUGUACUUAAAUAAUUUUUCA
Molecule: messenger RNA, 1537 nt
Organism: Magnolia sinica
Lineage: Eukaryota; Viridiplantae; Streptophyta; Magnoliopsida; Magnoliales; Magnoliaceae
Product: protein ROOT INITIATION DEFECTIVE 3-like
Exons: 2
Coding region: 168-1436 (422 amino acids)
Biological process (GO): DNA-templated DNA replication; rRNA processing
Cellular component (GO): nuclear pre-replicative complex
Molecular function (GO): protein binding
Source: RefSeq, a predicted model, not a curated record